Molecule: messenger RNA, 1340 nt
Organism: Triplophysa rosa
Lineage: Eukaryota; Metazoa; Chordata; Actinopteri; Cypriniformes; Nemacheilidae
Gene: fdx2
Product: ferredoxin 2
Exons: 5
Coding region: 21-560 (179 amino acids)
Biological process (GO): P450-containing electron transport chain; positive regulation of oxidoreductase activity
Cellular component (GO): mitochondrion
Molecular function (GO): 2 iron, 2 sulfur cluster binding
Source: RefSeq, a predicted model, not a curated record
CACGUGAUGACAACAGUGUCAUGGCGGCGUCCGCAGCGGUGCGGGCGAGCGUGACUUUCACUCAGCGGUUAGUGCGAGUUUCUCCGGACUGCAGCAUCUGUCCGCUUCACCGUCUCAACCUGUGCACCGGAUCCGCGGGAGCGAGCGUUUCCGCACCGAGCGUCAGUGCUUCCGGUGACUGUCAGAAGGAGGAGACGCAAGAACAAGUUGUUCAUGUUGUAUUCGUCGACCGGUCCGGACGGAGGAGUCCAGUCAAGGCGAAAGUUGGAGAUAAUGCUCUUUAUCUGGCACAUAAACAUGGAAUUGAUCUUGAGGGGGCGUGUGAAGCAUCUUUAGCGUGCUCGACGUGUCACGUGUAUGUGAAGAGUGAAUUCUGUGCUAAACUUCCGGCACCCGAGGAAAGGGAGGAUGAUAUGCUGGACAUGGCCCCCAUGCUGCAAGAGAAUUCUCGUCUGGGAUGUCAGAUCAUUCUCACUCCUGAGCUGGACGGCAUCGAGCUCACUCUGCCCAGAGUCACUCGCAACUUUUACGUGGACGGUCACGUUCCCAAACCUCACUGACGCUAAUGAACGAAGAAAUCCUGCAGAAUGCCGAGCACUGUAGGACACAAGCGCCAAACAAUUACAAUCAAACAUUCACUCAAUGAUAAUCAUGAGGUGAUGAAUCCUCUCAUGUCAGUGCAGGUGAAAGUGUGACACACCGUGUUUUACCGGUGAGAGCUGUUUAUGUGUGUGGAACGUCUGUUUGUGAGGUUUUUAUCCGGCUGCUUCUAGAACACGCAAUCCUUACAGAUUCAGACGCAUUGAAUUCAUAAAUCUAGUUUUAACAGAAGCGCUGCAGAGUUAUUCUCUCUUAAACAUCAUCAGUAAAGUCUCUGUAGCAGCCGCGCUGACAUUGUUUUCAUGACAAUGACGCACAUUUUCAUACGAAUGAUUGAAAAUAAAACGUUUGUUUUUGCUCAUUUUCUGGUGAUUCUCAUUACGGUAAUAUUUUAUUUGAUUAACUUAAACAUUUUGAAAUCUAGGUUUUCGUGUGUGAUAGCAAUGAAAACGGGGCACUUCAUUAUCAUGAAAAUGAUGUAAAAACAUCUGUUGUCCUAAAACACGCAUCAUCUCCUUUGUUCCAUAUUCUUUAGUUUGAAAUAUGAUGAUGAUGCUGCAGGUUGUGUGAAAUUUACUCAAAACAUUCCACAAUACAGACACAUUUCUGUGUUCUCUGAAUGAUUGAAUUCCACCUGUGACUCUGAUCUAGUACAUUCAUGUGAAAUAUUCAGCUCUCACACAACUUCUGUCUUUAACUCUCCUGUUACUGCAAAUAACUGUUAAGUGUUUACAACAUAA